AUGAGCAAAAGAAAGAACGAUGAGGACAGCGACAUUGACGUCAGUUCUACUGAUGAAAGCGACAAUUCUGAUGUUGAGGAGCAGCAGGAUGAGGUUGUGAAUGUUGAUUUUGACUACUUUGACUUGAACCCAGACGUGGACUUCCAUGCUACCAAAAACUUCCUUCGUCAGCUCUUCGGUGACGAUGCCACCAAUUUCGACAUUUCCUCAUUGGCUGAUAUGAUUUUGACGAAAAAUUCUGUUGGUACUACCAUCAAAACAGAGGGACUCGAAGGAGACCCCUUUGCGCUUCUCUCGGUGAUCAAUUUGACUGACAACGUCGAAAAGCCUUGCAUUAGGGCGGUUGUGGACUACAUCCUCGAAAAAACGAAAUCGGACAAUGAAUUCAAUCUCAUCUUGAGAAAAUUGCUCCUUCCGGGAAAGUCGACUAAAGACCAAACCAAACAGCUUAAAGUGGGUUGGAUCGUGAGUGAAAGAUUGAUCAAUAUGCCCGUCGAAGUUGUGCCUCCAAUGUACAAGAUGCUUCUGGAAGAGAUGGAGAAGGCUGAGGAUGCUCACGAGAAGUAUGAGUUCGACUACUUCCUUGUUGUGUCGAAGAUAUAUAAGAUGGUUGGCUCGACAGCAGAUGAGGAAGAGGCAGCGCCAAAGAAGAAGAAAAAGGCCUCCACUGAAGAGGAGUUUGACUACUUUCACUACGAAGACCUUGUUUUGGAGGAGAAUGCCAAGUACCAUAAACACUACAAGUACACGAAUCAUCUCCAAGAAACGGACUCUAGAAGGGUGUUUACUGAGUACGGUAUUGAUCCCCGUUUGAGUCUUCUUUUAUUGGACAAGAAGGGUUUGGCUAAGUCAGUGCCUGAAUUGGCAGAAAAAUUUCCUCCAUUUUAA
Messenger RNA from Candidozyma duobushaemuli, 888 nucleotides. RefSeq names its product protein-transporting protein. Lineage: Eukaryota; Fungi; Ascomycota; Pichiomycetes; Serinales; Metschnikowiaceae. The transcript has a single exon. The record is from RefSeq and is a predicted model, not a curated record. Gene Ontology annotation, cellular component: nucleus. Bases 1 to 888 code for a protein of 295 amino acids.